UGUUCGCCAUUCGCUGAAAGUUGUUGGCUGAUCCUCGCCAGUGUGUCGGUUCGCCAAGCGCACCCAGCGUUGUACCGAAUUGUGACAUUAAAAGAUAGCAGCAGCUGAUAUGGACGGAGAAGCUGUGGUUACUGUUCGUCUGGUGAGGUCCUUCGAGCACAGGAACUUCAAGCCUAUUGUGUUUCAUGGAGUCAGUUUAGACCAAACGGUACAGGACUUCAUUGAAUUCGUAAGAGUUGAUAUUGCUACAAAACCAGGACUUCCACUUCCAUUCAGGAAAUAUGCUUAUGACAAAAUGAAGAUUAUCCACCAAGCUCAUGGAGCAAAGACGAAUGAGCUGGUAAUGAGUUUGUAUGAUGAUGACAAACUCAUUCUGCAAGAUGACCAAACCCUUAGAACUGCUGGUGUUGCCAAUGAAACGGAAGUGGCCUUCUUCAGGGAAGAAGAUUACAGUCUCUACAGGGCAAACCCAAAAACAGCCUGGUGACCACAGAAUUUUUUUAAAUAGCAGAGGAUAUCCUUAAAGGACAGAAGUCAAAGGUUAAGCAAGCUAGGAACAACAACAAAAAAACAUCUCAUGGUGCCAUCAUGUUUGCAUUGUAAAUUUUUCAUUUGAGGGAUUGUUUUUUUUUUUUUUAAGUUGAAGCUGAUCCACCUGAUGAGUAUGCCUUUUUUAGUUUCUAUCUCAACUGUUCCUUCUGGUAAUUUUAAUCAUGGACAUUAAUUUAUUGUUAAUGUUUGAAAAUAUGUUGAAUAAAAUUUUGUAUCAGCUGAA
This is a messenger RNA of Acanthochromis polyacanthus (spiny chromis), 775 nucleotides long. It is a transcript of the gene c14h2orf76, whose product is annotated as chromosome 14 C2orf76 homolog. The coding region runs from base 110 to 487 and encodes 125 amino acids. NCBI's taxonomy places the organism in Eukaryota, Metazoa, Chordata, Actinopteri, Pomacentridae. The record is from RefSeq and is a predicted model, not a curated record. The transcript is spliced from 5 exons.